AUGGAGGCCACAUCAUCUUCAUCAUCAGCUACUGCAGAAGGGGAGGAGACGAAGGAAGUUGUUCCAACAAAGGAGUCCGUUGUGGCUGAGGAGGGGAAGGAAAAGGAGGUUGCUCCUCCAGUAGAAGAGUCGGCGUCGUCAUCGUGUCCAGAGGCGGCGAGCCAGGAGGCACCGACGCCACCGUGGGAACGACUGAAGAGGAAGGGGACACCAGAAGGAGCACCUAGUCCUCGACAGCAGCAAGAGCAGCCCGUCUCGGCUCAUCCCGUGGCGCCUUGUCCCGCUUCUGAGCUGGAGCGAACGGACGUGUUUGAGAUCACCUCGGGGGUAUCGACGAAUUUGACCUUCCAUCCUUGGACGGCCGAUAACAAGCCUAAGAUCGUACCAACACACGAGCCGGCGAGGAUGCGUGAAGGCUUGUUCUGUGAGUCUACAGUGGUGGAUGAGUUGUGGCAGCAAAAGACGCGGAUGGAUCAACUAUUCGAUCGGCGUCUGGGUAGGGUCUACCAUCGAGUUCGAGGGCGCAUCUUCCCCACUACGAUUAGCGGUAGUGCUAAUGUGGGCAUCUCAAAUAGAGCUGGGGAUAAAUUGUGGGAGGUUUUGGACGCCCUCGAUGUUUGGCCCUCUCUUUUGAGGUUGGUUAGAUCGGAGGGUGGUGGUCAGGAUGGAGAAGAGGCUGAGAUGAAAAUCCGAUAUGUCGACGUCUGUGGCGGUCCUGGGGCCUUCAGCGAGCUUGUGAAAAAUCUUGGUGAACGUGAAAAUGUUAAGACGAUUGGAAAAGGGAUGAGUCUGAAAAUAGACGCGGCUCAGUCAAAGGAGGCCAGCUGCAUAUGGUAUCAGCAUCUUCUGGACUCUGAGGAUUUCGAUGCGGUGUGGGGUCCUGAUGGAGAUGGGAAUGUGUAUUCGCCAUCGAAUUUGACAGCAUUGGAGGAAUCAGUGAUGAAGAUGGACGGUCGAGGGGCCCAUUUGGUGAUGGGUGAUGGAGCCUUCGAGGGAGGCUUCCUCGUCUGCAAGCUGUUCGACACCUUCAGCACUAUCACUGCUAGCAUCAUCUACGUCACUACGCGACUAUUCGAAAAGUGUUAUAUCGUUAAACCCCAACGAUCAAGAGUGGUGAGGACUUCACAAUUGGUGCUCCUCUUUAUGAACCCCUCCAGGUGA
Molecule: messenger RNA, 1161 nt
Organism: Perkinsus marinus ATCC 50983
Lineage: Eukaryota; Perkinsozoa; Perkinsida; Perkinsidae
Exons: 14
Coding region: 1-1161 (386 amino acids)
Biological process (GO): 7-methylguanosine mRNA capping
Cellular component (GO): nucleus; cytoplasm
Molecular function (GO): methyltransferase cap1 activity
Source: RefSeq, a predicted model, not a curated record